GCAUACUCAGCUUACUCCUGCAUUUUUUGCCAAGCCAAGUGACAAAGGGUAAAUGAUGCUGAAGUAACAGACCCGGAUAAGUAAUGUCAACAUUUGGAUAUCCAUAAGGACAGAUUUAACAGUGUGAAACUGGAGAUCGGAGUGAUAACAACACGGCGAGUCUAUAAUAUCUAGCUGCGGGGCGGCCCUCGUGGCCGGGAUGCCACUGUGUGCCGUGCCAGUCUGCAGUGGAUGGUGAGGGGCAAGAGGAGGGGACUGAGUGCAGGAGGCUGAGGGGGGGAGGCCAGCACCAAGCGGGAGACAUGAACCUCUGCUGGAACGAGAUCAAACGCAAGUCUCACAAUAUCCGGGUGCGGCUGGAAGCCUUCUCUGACAACAGCGGGAAGCUGCAGCUCUCACUGCAGGAGAUCAUAGAAUGGCUGACAGCCAAGGACGAGGAGUUGUCGGAGCAGUUGCCCAUAGGAGGCGACGUGGAAGCGGUCCAGCAUCAAAGGGAGUUCCACCAGGCAUUUAUGGAGGAUGUCAAGUCUCGGGGGCCAUUCAUCUACUCAGUCCUGGAGUCUGCCCAGGCCUUUCUGGCACAACACCCUUUUCAGGAGCCCGAGGAGACCCUGCCCGAUGGAAAAGAGGUUUCCCCAAGACGGAGAAUCCUAAAUGUGAGCCGCUCGGUGUGGAAGCAGGCUAACGUGGCCAGUGACCUGUGGGAGAAGCUGACGGCACGCUGUGUGGACCGCCACAGACACAUGGAGAGGACCCUGGAACGUCUGCUGCAGACCCAGGCAGCCAUGGAGGAGCUGGCAGUGGCCCUGGAGCAGGCAGAGGGGGUACGAGAUGCCUGGGAGCCUGUGGGAGACCUCUUCAUUGACUCUCUGCAGGACCAUAUAGAUGCCACCAAGUUGUUCAAAGAGGAGCUAGCCCAGCUGAAGGAGGGCAUGAAGCACAUCAAUGACCUUGCACAUCAACUCGCCAUUUCUGAUGUCCACUUAUCCAUGGAGAACGCGCGCUGCCUGGAGCACCUCAACAGCCGAUGGAAACUCCUUCAGGGUUCCAUAGAGGAGCGGCUCAAGCAGCUCCAGGAUGCUCAUAGAGACUUUGGCCCUGGAUCGCAGCACUUCCUCUCCAGUUCAGUGCAGGUGCCAUGGGAGCGUGCCAUCUCUCCAAACAAAGUGCCCUACUACAUCAACCACCAGGCCCAGACGACAUGCUGGGACCAUCCAAAGAUGACGGAGCUGUACCAUGCGUUGGCGGAUAUGAACAACAUCAAGUUCUCAGCGUACAGGACGGCCAUGAAGCUACGGCGAGUACAGAAGUCGCUGAGAUUGGAUUUAGUGGCGCUCGGCAGCCUGGUGGAGGUGUUCCGGGAGCAGGAGCUCCAGCAGGGGGAGCAUGUGAUGGAUGUGGUGGAGGUGAUCCAUGCCCUGACAGCCCUCUAUGAGAGGCUGGAGGAGGAGAGGUCCAUCCUGGUCAACAUUCCCCUCUGUGUUGACAUGUGCCUCAACUGGCUGCUGAACGUCUAUGACAGUGGCCGGAAUGGGAAAAUGCGUGUCCUCAGCUUCAAGACAGGAUUGGUGAACCUGUGCAAUGCAGAUGUCCAGGAGAAGUAUAAAUACUUGUUCCGUCAGGUGACCAGCCCCGGAGGUUUAACAGACCAGCGGCAUCUUAGCCUGCUGCUCCAUGAGGCCAUCCAGAUACCCCGGCAGCUGGGAGAGGUGGCAGCCUUUGGGGGCAGCAAUGUGGAGCCUAGUGUUCGAAGCUGCUUCCGUAUGGCUCCAGAUAAACCUGCCAUUGAGGUGUCCCACUUCCUGGAGUGGAUGAGCUUAGAGCCCCAGUCUAUGGUUUGGCUGCCUGUCCUCCAUCGUGUGGCUGCAGCAGAGUCAGCCAAGCACCAGGCUAAGUGCUAUGUCUGCAAACAGUGUCCCAUCAAGGGCUUUAGAUAUCGCAGUCUGAAGCAGUUCAACGUCGACAUCUGCCAGACAUGUUUCUUAACUGGCCGCACUACCAAGGGAAAGAAGCUGCACUAUCCCAUCAUGGAGUACUACACCCCAACCACAUCGGGAGAGAAGAUGAGGGACUUUGCCAAGACUCUGAAGAAUAAGUUCAGGUCAAAGCAGUACUUCAGCAAGCAUCCACAGAGAGGUUACCUGCCGGUGCAGUCUGUGCUAGAAGCGGAGAGCUCCGAGACGCCCUGCUCAUCUCCCAAGCUGCCCCAUGCAGACACGCACAGCAGGAUUGAACAUUACGCCAGCAGACUGGCAGAAAUGGAGAGCCAGAAUUGCUCAUUCUUCACAGAUAGCCUGUCACCUGAUGAAAGUCUGGAUGAAGAUCAGUACCUCCUGCGUCACUCCAGCCCAGCCCUGGACCAUGAUUCGCCAUGUGGACAGCACCUGCUGCUAGCCCACCUGGAGCACCAGGACAAGGAGCAGCUUCAGCGCACCCUGGCCCGCCUAGAGAAUGAAAACAGGGUGCUGCAGGGGGAGUAUCGGAGGCUCAAGUGGAAGCAUGAGGAGGCGGUGUCAGUCCCCAUGCUAACUGAAUCUGGCGAGGGGGGCCCGGGCUCGCCCACGGCGGGUGGGCAGCAGGACGAGGAGCUCCUGGCUGAGGCGCGGGUUCUGCGCCAGCACAAGACGCGCCUGGAGACCCGCAUGCAGAUCCUGGAGGACCACAACAAACAGCUGGAAUCGCAGCUACACAGGCUCAGGGAGCUACUGCUACAGCCCAAAGAUGACUCAGAGGCCAAUGGGUCGGAACCAUCAACCCUGUCCUCUCCCGUUUCUGGGGGAGGACACCAAGGGGAGCCAGCCAGCAGGGAGACCACUGACACUGAAGCAGCAGGAGAUGACCCAGAGCAUGAACAGGACACGGUGCUGCAGCUCCAGGAGGUGAUUGAGCAGCUGAGGAACGUCUUCCCUUCAGAGCCGGGCACCACAUCACUCAUCUAACCAAGUAGGUCUCAAGGACCGGAGAUACGCCUGAUGGGAGGCUUACGGGGGGGAUCCAUAUGACUGGGGUCACCCCCAAAGUGCACGAGACCCUGCGAUCGCUACAGCAGCUAGCUUACCCAGAGCUAACCCUCUACAGGAACUCACUGCACUGAGAGCCUUUAUCAUGCAAAACCGCUAAAGGCUAACGCUAAUGCUAACGUCAGUUCAGCCAGGCUAUGCUAGCUAUCUGAGCUAACUUUAGCAGCACAGCCUGACACUGUGUCAACCAGCCAAAGGAGACUAACAUUAGCGGCCAAUCAGGGAGAAGAAAAAGUCAGAGCUCAUUCAAGACACUGUGCUAACCAGCAUCUGUGUAGUCAUCUUCAGGUGUUAAGCUUUAUAACGGUACACAGCACAAAUUGGACCUUCUAUGAAAAGGACUUUAAAAAUGCAAAAAGAAGUGAGAAUAUCCAUGUUCUGACAGAAUGCCAGUAACCUCAGCGUGCAAGUGUUUUUGUGUUGUUUGUUUGUAUGAUUUCCUCAUGCUUGUUUUUUUUUUGUUUUUAUAAAGAGUUUGGGGUGUUAAUGCCUACUAAUGGGUUGGACUGACUGCAAUUCAUGUAGUUGUGCAGUGCAACUCAGGGAGCUGACAGCACCCUCAAUGCACUUAUUUACUCUGUAGAACUGAUGCAUCAUAACACAGCCAAAGUGCCCACUAGCAUUGCGCCUCUGCGCACACACGUGGUUUCUCUAAUCUUCCUAAACAGCCUGUCGUUCCCAUAGCUCACUUCUCUGUCUGAAGUGUGAACUCCGUGCUAGAACAGAAACACAUGAAUGCAUGUGUUCACAUGCACCAUAAAUAUUAACAUCCAUAUUCUUUAUUAGCAAUGCACCCCACACGCACACACACAAAAAUACAAACAACACAUACAAAUGUCUACAAAAUGAAAUUCAUGCCCCCUUUACUAACUGCAUCAAUACAACAAACACAUACACAUUCAUGGAAUUGAAGGAGAAUCUGUUGUGAUUUUGUGUCUCUUCAGCUCACGGACAGUGUCUCAAUAUGGAGCCAAUAUGUACUGAGGUCCAGUGGGUUUAUUAGAUAUUGUCUGCCAAUAAAUUAAAGUAUGCAGGCAUUGACUGCGGUCUGUUUUCCUGCUUUGUGCAGACAUAGGGAUGUAUUAAGAAUUACUAGACUGUAGCACCCUCUCAUUUCCAAUUCCCAAUUCCAAACGCCACAGGGGGACAAGACCUGCUUCCAUAUUCAUGUCUUGUACUGACUUCAUCAAUAACCUCAUCCUCUGUUGAUAUGAAAUGAGUAUAAUCUAGACUGCAACUGAAUACCUCCAUAGACUCUUGAAUGCUUUGUUAUAAUUUUUUCAAAUUGCAUACUUAACUGCUUUUUAGAUUAAUGAGGACACUAAUGGUGAA
Messenger RNA from Lampris incognitus (smalleye Pacific opah), 4352 nucleotides. It is a transcript of the gene drp2, whose product is annotated as dystrophin related protein 2. NCBI's taxonomy places the organism in Eukaryota, Metazoa, Chordata, Actinopteri, Lampriformes, Lampridae. Gene Ontology annotation, molecular function: protein binding; zinc ion binding. The record is from RefSeq and is a predicted model, not a curated record. Gene Ontology annotation, cellular component: plasma membrane. Gene Ontology annotation, biological process: synaptic signaling. The transcript is spliced from 24 exons. Bases 303 to 2939 code for a protein of 878 amino acids.